This is a messenger RNA of Paramisgurnus dabryanus, 4922 nucleotides long. Lineage: Eukaryota; Metazoa; Chordata; Actinopteri; Cypriniformes; Cobitidae. The record is from RefSeq and is a predicted model, not a curated record.
AAAAAAUAUAGUGAGCAGUAUGAGAUUCAGUAGAGAAGAUUUAAGAUCACGGUGGAUCGGGGCACGUCAGUGCGUUAGUUAAGAGAGAGAGAGAGAGAAAGAGAGAGAGAGAGAGAGGGGGGGACGCGGUGGAGGGUAUCUGGAGACCCUUCACAGUGAUGCGCGCAUCUAUUAUAGUGCAUUAUCAUUUAUCCAUGAUGGGAAUUUAUUAACGCUCGUUCUCGAUCCACGUGCGCACUCCUAAAUACGAUUCGUUAUCGUGUCUUCGCAUCCAGCUUCUGGGAAUAAACUUUCACAUUCCGUUUUUUAUUAAAUCAGAGCAAACGGAGGUCUGGUGUAUUACAGGUUUCAGUUGCAGAAAUGAGGGAAAGGCUCUUCGCGUUUCAUCUUCUUGUCUUAGUCUCCUUAACGGUAUUUUGGCACACAAGGUUAGUGUCUGCAGAUAGCACAACAGAUGCCUUCAAAAACAACAUCACCCUGUUCACACGAAUCCUAGACCGUCUGCUAGACGGCUACGAUAACCGACUGAGACCGGGACUGGGAGAUCGAGUCACCACGGUAAAGACGGACAUCUAUGUCACCAGUUUUGGCCCUGUUUCAGACACAGAUAUGGAGUACACCAUCGACGUCUUCUUCAGGCAGAGCUGGAAGGACGAGAGGCUGAAGUUUGAGGGACCAAUGAACAUCCUUCGUUUGAACAACCUGAUGGCCAGCAAGAUCUGGACUCCAGACACGUUUUUCCAUAAUGGCAAGAAGUCUGUGGCACACAACAUGACCAUGCCCAACAAACUGCUGCGGAUUCAAGAUGACGGCACUCUGCUUUACACCAUGAGGUUGACUGUACAUGCAGAGUGUCCGAUGCAUCUUGAAGAUUUUCCCAUGGACUUCCACUCCUGUCCUCUGAAGUUCGGCAGCUAUGCUUACACAAUAACAGAAGUGACGUACACGUGGACGAAGAAUGCAUCCAACUCUGUGGUAGUGGAGGAGGAGAGCUCCAGACUAAACCAGUAUGACCUGCUGGGACAAACUGUGGGCAACGAAACCAUCAGAUCCAGCACCGGUGAAUACACAGUGAUGACCGCACACUUCCACCUGAAAAGAAAGAUUGGUUAUUUUGUGAUUCAGACGUAUCUGCCGUGCAUUAUGACCGUAAUAUUGUCCCAGGUGUCCUUCUGGUUGAACCGUGAGUCGGUUCCAGCCCGAACCGUUUUUGGUGUGACCACCGUACUGACCAUGACCACAUUGAGCAUCAGCGCCCGUAACUCCUUACCUAAAGUCGCCUACGCCACAGCCAUGGACUGGUUCAUCGCCGUGUGUUACGCUUUUGUCUUUUCUGCCCUGAUCGAGUUCGCCACCGUCAACUACUUCACCAAGCGUGGCUGGGCGUGGGACGGCAAGAGCGUGGUCAAUGAUAAGAAAAAAGAAAAAGCAUCAGUCAUCAAGAAAAAUAACGCUUACGCCGUCGCUGUGGCAAACUACGCCCCCAACAUCACCAAGGAUACCGUACUCCCUACUAUCGCUAAGGGGAGCACACCCGAACAAGGAAAGGCCAAAUCCGACCCGAAACCGGCCGAGGCGAAGAAAACCUUCAACAGCGUGAGUAAAAUCGACCGCAUGUCGCGCAUCAUGUUUCCCGUCCUCUUCGGAACAUUUAACCUGGUUUACUGGGCGACGUACUUAAACAGAGAACCUGUGAUCAAAGACAUGGUGCCAUCUAAUUAGAAGAUGUCCAGGACUGUGAAGGAUUCAACUGAGCAGGACUAAAGACUCAGACAAAAUCACCCAGGGACUUUACAUGUAUCUCGCUCUGAUUCUCUCUCUCUCUCUCUCUUUCUCUCUCUCUCUCUCUCGCUCUGAUUCUCUCUCUCUCCAUCUGCUCCAGACAGACGUGCUGUGGUUUUUGCAAGAUGCCUUCCGAUAUUUCACUUUCUCUCUCUCUCUCUCUCUUGUCUAUCGUCUGUCUUUUCUACAGCUUUUUCAGCAGUGCUUUGCAAACGACAUUUGCAUUUGUACAUAUGUACCUAGUGAAAAUGCCGUUGCGUAACUUUACGAUGUUUGGAUCUGUGUUUUCCGCUUUGUGAAAAUUUGUACGUUUUGAGUUCUCUUGAAAUCUAACUUUGGACCUCUCUCUGUGAUAUAGAUUAGCAAAUUAUAGUCAUUUAUUUAUUCGAUGUAAAUGUUCUUAUUUUUCGUGAUGGUGCUUGUUUUCCAGUAGGCUGUUAUUUUUAUGAGACCGAACUCUUUUGGGGUUCGGUCGGAUAUUUUGUGCUGGGCCCAUACACAAAAAAGACAUGAGAACAAAUGUUUACACACAUCUGUGCUUAUUGUUGCUUUUCGAUGUUAUUUUUAAGUUAUCUACAGUCGAUAAACAAAAAAGUCGAUGUAUAUUGUAUUAAAAAGGACCUAUGGUUUCUAAACACAAAGAGAAGCAUGUGUAAGACUGCACUUAAACUGGUUGUACUGUAUGUUACAAUCUCACAGGCCUCUAUUGUACCCAUCAUUGUAUGUUUGUUUGAACAAAAUGAAGAAUUAAUUUCUGUGCCACAGAAUGUUGUCAAUAUAGCUUUGGUUUAACUGAACCCAUUAUGUUUCUUAAAAAUCAUUCUGGAUGAUGAUGAAAUGUUGAAAUUACUGUAAUGCACCAGCAUAUGUUUGGGAGGGUGAUAUUAGUCCAUGCAAACCUGAAUUUCAUUGGGCACUGUGGUUCCAGUUUGUAGUCUGCCCUUUAUUUAGCAAAUACAGUACAUUAUUAUCUAGGCUAAAUCAUCUUUCUCAUUCAGAGUCCACUCAAAAACUGUCUGUGUUUGGAUAAAUGCCAACACAUGAAUCACUCAAAUACUAGACCUGAAGAUAUUUAAUCAUUCUCCUGAAAUGUGAAAUGGAAAUUGGCUCAAAAAGCGCAAAAAUGUCAACAUUCAGGUCACGUAGUAUUUCCAGGCCUGUGUGUGUCAGUGAGAAAGUUCAAUCUGGAUAAUGGACAUGCUGAUUUUAUAACUUCAAAACUGUUUUAUAACUUUAUCAGUUGUUAAAGAUGCAGUGUGUAGAUUUUAGUGGCAUCUAGUGGUGAGGUUGUGAAUUGCACCCCUCCCUUUCAAAGCACAUAGAGAAGCUACGGUAGCCGUCACAUGACAAACAUAUUGUCAUCUGAGACAACAUAGUGACAAACGCGCUCUGAGUAUUUUGUCUGUUUAGGGCUACUGUAGAAACAUGAAAGCGACUUCCAUGUAAGGAGAUAAAAACGUCUCAUUCUAAGGUAAUUAAAACAAUACAGUUCAUUAUGUAAAGUCUUUAUGCACCACUGAAAACAUAGUUAUCUCUAUUAUGUUGCAGUUUUGUCAAAAUAUCCUUAGAAUAUUUACACACUGCACCUUUAAAUUUUCUACAUCAUUAGAAAAUAUAUAUAUAUAUAAUGAAUCUAGUAUAAUUAUAGCAGCCCAUGUUGAAUAGAGCUCUCAAAGGUGAAGUGUGUUCAUUUUCCAUCAUUAAAAUUCUUUGCAGUAAGACUUUCUCAAGAGUUUAAACACUGUGGCUUUGUUAUACCUUCUGGUUUAAGCAAUGGGUUGAGUUUAGGAUAGGAUUUUCCGGCCGAUGCAGAUAAGGUGGACGAUAUGAUUGGUCAAAUUUUUUGCCAUUCAGUAGUGAUGUAUAAAAUACACACAUCACCUUUCAAAGCUGUUUUAGUGAAAAAACAUUUGAAAUCUAAACGUGAUAUGUCCAUGAUGUCACAUUUCCACCUGUUGCCACUGUGCAUUCUUCUUAUACGUGUACUGAAAAUGAGGUUUGGACCAAAAGACCAACAAGUGCUUCAAACACAGCAUGUUUACUUCUGUUGUUUACCCUCCAAAAUGAAGCAAACUAUUUUUGCUCUUAUUGUGUUACUUAUAAAACAUCACGCAGUAUUGAAAAUAUGACUCUGAAUUGUGACAGAGUUGCAAACAUUUGUAUAUAAUGUAAGGAAUAUUUGUCCAUAUAGAUGUUGUUGCUGUACAUUUGUGUGUGAUUUAUCACAAGCCUGUUUUGUUGGUUUGUACAGUUUUAUACUCAAAAGAUUUUAGUUGACAUUUUAAGGCAACCCUUUGUUUUCAGUUUUUUUCUUGAGAGGAAAUUGUAUGAUGUUCAUUUCAGCAUGCUGUGACCCGUUGGCUCUCGAGAAAACGGUACAAUGUUUUGAAAAGUAUGUGCCGCUAAAAUGAUUUAGUUUGUUCUUCAUACAGAUGUUAUACUUUUCUAAUGCUCAUGUAAAGUUAUUAAAUAUUGUUUUAUUUAUUUAUUUAAAAAUAUAUAUUGUUAAUUUAUCUUUGUUUUUCGGUAGAAACUGUUAGCAUAGUACUGUAAAUCUAUUUUCUGUUUGAUAUAAUAUCAUUCUGCUUUAAUUUAAUUGUUACUUUGAUUGUAUUGGAUGAUGGCUGCAUCUUUGUUAUGCAUAAUCUGUUUGAGCAAUAAAAAGAGGUGAUAUUUAAACGUCCUGCAUGGAAAGAGCUUUCCACACACAGAAUGUAGAGCUCCAACACACAUUACUGCUAAAAGAAAAUGUGAAAUACAUUCCUUUAUGAAUGUUGAUGUUUUCAGUUAUGAAAAGAAUGUGUGAAUAUUACAGGGUUUAUAUUUUUUUCUUUUUAAGUGUUUCUUUUCUUGAAUAUAGCACUCUUAUAAUAUUGAAUAUAUGAGUAAGAAUUGUACAUCUUUGCAAACUGUCACCAAGACCAGCUAUGUUCUCACUAAUGUCUGUUAUUCUUCUAUAUAAUGAAGUGAAUAUUAUUUUUGUUUCCUGAUGUAAAUGUGAAUUUGGCCACAUGAGCAGAACUGAACUGCUUAAGUCCUUCAGCUGCUGGGACUCAUUUUCUAAAUAUUGGUACUCUCUCUUUCAAACAUCAUUCAACUUUCAACAGCGAAUUGCUAAAUAAAUGACUAGAAUAAAUUUA